Molecule: messenger RNA, 1734 nt
Organism: Striga hermonthica
Lineage: Eukaryota; Viridiplantae; Streptophyta; Magnoliopsida; Lamiales; Orobanchaceae
Source: the annotation of a GenBank genome assembly
AUGUCGGGAGUUGAAGUUGAUAACUUUUUGGAUCCCGAAGAAGAUCCGGAAGAAGAACUAGAGGAAGAUUCUGAAGAGGAUCCUGAAAAGUAUGAAAAUGAGGGAAUUGAUGAACAAAAGCUCGAAUUGAAAAAUCCAAUUGACGUGAUUGACGAAAGUAGGAAUGAGAUUGGGGUAGUGAACAACGAGCGAGCAUCCGAACAACACAAGCAUAGGGAAACUUCUAGAAAGCGCAGGAAGAGCCGUUGGGAAAAUCCUCAAUCGGAUGAUUCUAGCAAGAAAAGAAAAACGAGGUGGGAUGAACAAGGUCCCCAAAAUGGAUUGCUUAACCCAUUGGUUCUCUCGAUCGACCCAAAUACCAUAGCCUUGAGAAUGAAACUAAUGGAGAUCAACCAGAAGCUGCAGAGUUCUAAGUUUCAUGACGAGAGACCUGCAGGAGAAAGAUCCCCCUCUCCCCAGCCUGUUCACAACAGCCUCGGCAUAAGGAUAAACACGCGUGAGGCCAGGAUGAAGAUGAAGCUCAUGGACGAGAGGAAAAACAUUUUGUCUAAACUAGCGGAGAUUCUGACCAUUGGUUAUGAUCCCGAUAAGAAGUUUGUCAAGAAACUCUUUAUUCCACAGGAAGAGUACCCCGAUUAUAAUUUCAUGGGCCUAAUUCUCGGACCUAAAGGAACCACCCUGAAGAAAAUGGAGAAGGAAACCCGAGCAAGGAUUUUCAUAAGAGGUAGAGGCUCGGGUGACCCAAACUCAGAGGACGAAAAGCUGCAUGUCCUGGUCGAGGCUUCUGAGAAGAAGAGGCUCGAUUCUGCUGUUUCCAUGAUCGAAAAACUGCUUAUCCCCAUGGAAGACGAGGAAAAUCACCACAAACAAGCUCAGCUGUCUUUACUCGCGAAAAUGAGAGGGAACUAUAAAGAUAAUAAUAACACAUGCGAACUUUGCAAAGAACCGGGGCAUAAAAAAUACGCGUGCCCGCUUCAAGACUCGACCUUUAAGGCCACGUGUUGCGACUUGUGCGGGAGUUUUGCUCACACGACUUCAAAUUGUGAUGCCCCCGGAUUGCCCCAGUUCUGCAGGGACAAAUCGAACAAAGACGUGGACCUCACGAAUUUGUACGUCUCGUUUUUACCGGCUUUGGUGGACGAUAAACGGCUGAGGGAGAUUUUUUUGCCUUUUGGGAGUAUUGUGAGAGCGAGGGUCAUUAAACAUGAGGCCAAUGGUUUGAGCAAAGGAUUCGGUUUUGUCAAAUUCGAGGACGCCUCGGAUGCUGCUGAUGCCAUUAAAUACAUGAACGGGCACAAAAUGGACGGCCGGAUUCUGGCCGUGAGAGUGGCCGGGCUGAGAGCGGGCCCGCAUCCCGCAAUUCAGACAUCUUGCAAUUAUAAUAGUCCUGUGGAAUCUUAUAUGCUUCCUCAAGCUCCAUUAUGUGCUGCUCCUUUUCCGGGCUACUCUACUGAUGUGGCUAAAACCGAGGUUUUAAAUGUUCCUUCGUAUUUUGUGUCCUCAAGCACGACUGAGCCGAAGGGGACAGGCAAUGACUCGUCGGAUUAUGAUUUUUGCGACAGAAUUCCUAGUUUGGUUCCUAAUACGGUGACUCAAUUUCCGGGCGAUCCGGACUACUGCACUGGUUCGGAGUUUGGGCAGUACUUCUCGAGUCCAGUAUCAAACGAGGCUCAGUAUCAGACAGGUACUCAGAGGAAAUCUAACUUUUGGGGAGGUUCUGAUUUUUUUCUUUGA